CCAUCGACGCGUCGACAAGCAGAAGAAGAUUGAAACAGACGCGAAAUUCAGGGCAUUGAUGACCGAUCGCGCUCCACGUUGCGGUUGCCUCAUCAGAAGCAGAAGAAGAAGAAGAAGAUUGAAAGAUGACCGAUCAACUCUCGCAUUCCACAUUCCCGUUCUCUGAUUGAAUCAGCGAUAGACAGAGACGGAGAGUUUAGCGAUGGGAGUGCCUCAGGCAAUGGAGAUCCUGAGAGAGCGGGCGGAAUCAAUCAGAGAGUCGCUGCACAAGAGCCAGACCAUCACCGACAGCAUGGUCGCCAUCCUCGGCUCCUUCGACCACCGCCUCUCCGCCCUCGAGACCGCCAUGCGUCCUACUCAGAUAAGGACGCACUCGAUCAGGAGGGCUCACGAAAACAUCGACAAGACGCUCAAGGCUGCGGAGGUCAUUCUCGGCCAAUUCGAUCUCACGCGCAAGGCAGAGGCUAAGAUCCUCAGAGGGCCACAUGAGGACCUAGAAAGCUACCUAGAAGCCAUCGAUCAGCUUCGAAGCACCGCUAACUUCUUCAAAAGCAAUAAAAGCUUCAAGAGCAGUGAUGGAAUUAUUAAUCAUGCCAAUAACUUGCUUGCCAAAGCUAUAUCAAAGCUUGAAGAUGAGUUUAGACAGAUAUUAACCAAUCACAGCAAGCCAAUGGAACCUGAUCUUCUUAUUGAUUGCCUUCCGGACUCUCUGCGGCCAUCAUCAGGAUCAUCUGGGAACCUAAGUGAAGCUAGUGGCAAGGCUGAGCACUCAAGUAAAGCCGUAGAUGCUGGAGUUUGCAAACCUGUAACUCUCAUACCACCCAGGGUUCUGCCAUUGCUGCAUGAUUUAGCUCAACAGAUGGUACAAGCUGGCCAUCAGCAACAACUGUUUAGAACCUACAGGGAUACUCGUGCUUCAGUUUUGGAACAGAGUCUUCGGAAAUUAGGUGUGGAGAAACUGAGCAAAGAUGAUGCACAGAAAAUGCAGUGGGAGGUUUUAGAAGCCAAAAUUGGAAAUUGGAUACAUUACAUGCGUAUCGCAGUAAAGAUUCUUUUUGCUGGUGAAAAGAAACUCUGCGACCAAGUAUUUGACGGUGUUGAUUCUCUCAGGGAUCAAAUCUUUGCUGAAGUAACUGCAAAUGGUAUGGCUCUGCUGCUUAGUUUUGGAGAAGCCGUUGCCAAAAGUAAGCGAUCACCUGAGAAACUGUUUGUUCUCCUGGAUAUGUAUGAGAUAUUGAGAGAAUUGCAGCCAGAGAUUACGGACCUUUUUGGAAGUAAAGCUUGUAUUGAGAUGCGAGAAUAUGCCUUCAGUUUGACCAAGCGACUUGCUCAGACAGCUCAAGAGACAUUCGGUGAUUUUGAGGAAGCAGUUGAAAAAGAUGCCACAAAAACUGCCGUUCAAGAUGGGACUGUUCAUCCUUUGACCAGCUACGUGAUAAACUAUGUGAAGUUUUUAUUUGACUACCAGUCCACUUUGAGGCAACUCUUUCAGGAGUUCAAUGAAGGUGAGGCAGAUGCUCAGUUAGCAGCUCUAACUACAAGAAUCAUGACUGCUCUUCAGAGUAAUCUGGAUGGAAAGUCUAAGCAGUAUAAAGACCCUGCUUUGACUCAAUUAUUUCUCAUGAAUAACAUCCACUACAUUGUCCGAUCCGUAAGGAGGUCAGAGGCGAAGGACUUACUUGGGGAUGACUGGGUGCAGAUACAUAGGAGGAUUGUACAGCAACAUGCCAAUCAGUAUAAGAGGAUUUCGUGGGCAAAGAUUCUGCAGUGCCUCACGGUUCAGGGUUCAUCAGGAGGUCCUGGUGCUAUGGGAAGUGAUGGUACCAGUGGAAUUUCAAGAGCAAUGGUGAAAGAUAGGUUCAAGACAUUUAAUGUUCAAUUUGAGGAGCUCCAUCAAAGGCAAUCUCAGUGGACAGUUCCUGACAGUGAGUUGCGCGAGUCACUGAGACUCGCUGUUGCAGAAGUUGUCUUGCCCGCCUAUAGAUCCUUCAUCAAGCGCUGCGGGCCACUUAUUGAGAACGGGAAGAACCCUAUGAAGUACAUCAGGUUCAGUGUUGAGGAUAUUGAACGGAUGCUGAAUGAAUUCUUUGAGGGUAAGACAUGGAGUGAGCCUAAACGAUGAAAUCUUUCGAGCGAUGAAGGCUCACGCUUCAUCAACAUUCUUCUAUCAUUUUUAACUCUUAAGUGGGUGGGUUCUACUGAUGGUCGUACCCCAUCUCAUUUCUUUCAUUUGCUUGUAAGUUUUGUUAUGCUGAGACGGACCAGAAUGACGACUCUCCUUAUCGGAAGUCGUCUCAACCAUUCUUUGAGGCCAUCUUGCAGAUGUUAUACAAACAUG
Molecule: messenger RNA, 2338 nt
Organism: Rhodamnia argentea
Lineage: Eukaryota; Viridiplantae; Streptophyta; Magnoliopsida; Myrtales; Myrtaceae
Product: exocyst complex component EXO70A1
Exons: 11
Coding region: 203-2122 (639 amino acids)
Biological process (GO): exocytosis
Cellular component (GO): exocyst
Molecular function (GO): phosphatidylinositol-4,5-bisphosphate binding
Source: RefSeq, a predicted model, not a curated record